Limanda limanda (common dab) is the source of this 1460-nucleotide messenger RNA. It is a transcript of the gene psme3ip1, whose product is annotated as proteasome activator subunit 3 interacting protein 1. The transcript has 7 exons. Bases 82 to 897 code for a protein of 271 amino acids. The record is from RefSeq and is a predicted model, not a curated record. NCBI's taxonomy places the organism in Eukaryota, Metazoa, Chordata, Actinopteri, Pleuronectiformes, Pleuronectidae. Gene Ontology annotation, cellular component: nucleus.
CAAAAACCAGCGUCGGGCCGUUUUGGCGGUGACUCACAACGCCAUUGAUCUGGAGCCGUAACAUCACACAGGCUGGUUGAAAUGGAAGGGGGAGGGGCACCGGGUGUUGAUCUAAGCAGGAAGUUUGUGUCGGAAUCUGAGCUCGAUGAGAAAAGAAAGCAAAGACAGGAAGAGUGGGACAAAGUGAGGAAACCCGACGAUCCAGAGGAGGCUCCGGAGGAGGCGUACGACUCUCGGACCCUCUUCGAGCGGCUGCAGGAGCAGAAAGACAAGAAGCAGGAGGAAUAUGAGGAGCAGUUCAAAUUCAGGAACAUGGUGAGAGGAUUGGAUGACGAUGAGAGCAGCUUCCUGGACGAGGUCUCCCGGCAACAGAGCCUGGUGGAGAAGCAGCGCAGGGACGAGGAGAAGAAGGAGCUGCUGGAAUACAGAAGCGCUCUAGUGAAGAAGGCGUCUACGGAAACCCGCAAAGAACCUGAAAAGAAGGUACCGCCUAAAUCAGAGCAAAGGACCAGUCACCUGUCUCAAGCCCAUUUAUUGGCUGGAGCUGUAAAGAGACGCAGUUCCUCCCAGUCGUCAGACACCAGUAAGAGACAGAAGGUGGAAAUCACAGCGGCAUCGACAGGAAACGGAGACAGACACACAGAACAGGAGGCAGGAGGAGCAGGGGGAGCUGAAGACCAACAAACCGUCCCCGACCUGACGUCCACGACGCCCCCGGCUCCCCAGGGCUCCGGCCCGGGCGUCUUACACCUGCCGUCCGCAGCCGUGUGCGUCGGCGUUUUACCGGGAAUGUCCGUGUACUCUGGCAGCAGCGACUCUGACAGCAGCUCGGACAGCGAAGGUAGCGUGGACCCAAUCAUGUUGCCGUACUCCCGGCUCAACAGGGCUUACAGAUAGACACACACACACACACACACACACACAGACACACACACACACACAAACACAGACAGACACACACGCAGCCUCUGAAGCUUGUUUACCUGCCUGUAGGAUGGUUAACAGUCAGAAAAGGUAACCUCACAUAAGAAAUGUACACACACACACACACACACACACACACACACACACACACACACACACACACACACACACACACAGAGUAAAGGUCAUGCACACACGCAUUGUUACAGAGGAACACACGAAACAGGCAACACAACUUCAUAUCAUGUUAGAGUCAAACACACACACACACACACACACAUGUUCAGUAUUCCUGUUGUUUUCACAGCUGUGAGUUCAACUGUCUCUUUGUCUCCGGACAAAGUUCAGCCCAGUAAAUAAAAUCCAGUAACAUUCAAAACUUUUUUUAUAAUUUUAAUUUAACUAAACUAAUAUCUAUUUGUGUUUCUUUCCUAUUGUGGCUCUCAAACGUGACACCGCUGCCCUUCCUUUCCCUUAAUCACGACUCACGCAGUUUAAGCCGAGCAACCAAUCCCGCACUCUGACGACAUCCUGCC